Molecule: messenger RNA, 1659 nt
Organism: Impatiens glandulifera
Lineage: Eukaryota; Viridiplantae; Streptophyta; Magnoliopsida; Ericales; Balsaminaceae
Product: BSD domain-containing protein 1-like
Exons: 1
Coding region: 53-1303 (416 amino acids)
Cellular component (GO): cytoplasm
Source: RefSeq, a predicted model, not a curated record
AACUCUAUACUUUAUCCCUCUACAGAAAAAGAUCCCAUUUUUAUCUCUCAACAUGAAUUUCUUCAAGUCUGUUUUCUCCGAAGAUCUACAACCCUUUGAUCCAGAAGAUGAUACCCUUCAUUCACCAUCCAAAUCAAAACCCAAAGAUCCAAUCGACGAAUCUUGCACAUCGGAGGUGGUGGGUAGUCCAAGACCCAUGUCAUCAAUCUCUGGUAUUGCCAAUGCUUGGUCGUUCGGCGGCUUAAUGAAAACCCUGGCCACGAAGUCUGAAUCGGUGAUUGAGACUUACCGAAGGGAUUUAGAAGAGUUCGGAACUGGUUUGCGAAAGGAAACGGCGGUGAUCCGUGAAGUUGCCGGUCGUGCUGUGAGAGACCUCCCGGCGUCGCUAGAGGCUGGAGCCGCUGUCGCUCAGGAGUCUUUGGAGUCGGUUGGACAGGUAAUUGAUGUGUUUGGGAAUACGGUGACUGAGAUCAUAUCUCAUGGUAAGGACUCAAUCCUUGCUGGCGAUUCUGAUGCUGAAUCCUCCGAUUUCAAGCAAUACAGUGCUGGCAGCAGUCAGCAAAAUCUGAAUCUUAAUUCAAAACCGUACAGUAGACUUGAUGCGCAAAUUCGUUCGAUUCAGUGUGAUUUGAAGACUUAUUGUGAACAACCUGAUGAGUUGGAUGAGUUCAAAGAUUGGAAAUUGGGUUUUCUGUUGGAAGAGAAGAGUGGGGAGAUUGAAAACUUGAUUGAAGAAAACGGAGUGAUUGAUGAUAUCCAUAAAGAGAUUGUUCCCAGUAAGGUUGAUGAUGAAACUUUCUGGAGCAGGUACUUCUUUAGGGCAUAUAAGUUGAGGAAAGCUGAAGAUGCAAGGUCUGAGCUUGUCAAGAGGGCAAUAUCAAUGGAAGAGGAGGAAGAUUUGAGUUGGGAUGUGGAGGAAGAUGAUUAUGUAGAGGAGGAAUUGCCCAAGCGGAAGGUGGAGCAAGAAAAGGAAGUCGCAGUUGCAGAACCGAAAGAGGCAGUUUAUGGGGAGGAAAUGCAUCCUCCUGAUGUAAAAUCUGGUUCAGAAGGGGGGAAGACUGAGAAUGGAGAAUCUUGUAAGGAUAGUGAUUUAUCAGUUGUCUCGACCCAGCCUUCAUUAAACGAUGAAGAAGAUCUUAGCUGGGAUGAGAUUGAAGACAGUGAUGAAACAACCAAGGCGGCUACAACAAGUGAGAGCCCAAACAAAGCUGAAAUUCGGAAGCGGUUGAGUGGCAUGGAGGAAGAAGAAGAUCUGAGUUGGGAUAUUGAAGAUGAUGAUGAACCACUACUUGUUAAGUCGUGACAGUAAAAAAAGUUAUUACAGACAAUAAAUAAGCACUGGUUGUAAUCCAGCCAUGGAAUGGAGCAUACAUUACAUCUUAAUCUUAUAUUAUGGUUAGUUAUCAUUAUUCAUGUACAUAUACUAGUGUGUUGUUUGAUCAAAAAAAUCCAGUUCUCAAGUUCUUAUAGUUGUUCAUUAUACACAUUUACAAUUACUCCCAGAGAUUGGCCCCUAUAUUCUAGUCUAGUGUGAGCUUUGUUUGUAAUGGCUGGCUAGACACCACCAAUUUCAAAGCAUGUUGCCUUGUUUGGCUUAAGUUAUUUAAAUUUCUUCCAAUAUCUGCAUUCAUGUGUUCAUGAAUCUUCUUUCACUGAUAA